Messenger RNA from Haliotis rufescens (red abalone), 1257 nucleotides. RefSeq names its product acid-sensing ion channel 4-B-like. Gene Ontology annotation, biological process: sodium ion transport. Bases 1 to 1257 code for a protein of 418 amino acids. The record is from RefSeq and is a predicted model, not a curated record. NCBI's taxonomy places the organism in Eukaryota, Metazoa, Mollusca, Gastropoda, Lepetellida, Haliotidae. Gene Ontology annotation, molecular function: sodium channel activity. Gene Ontology annotation, cellular component: membrane. The transcript has 7 exons.
AUGUCCUAUAACAUAACACAAGAGCUGAUGAGCUACUACAGAUACCCAGUUAUCACCAAUACGAAGGUGGAAGUCCGAGAGGAGCUUCCCUUUCCAGCCAUCACCUUCUGCAACCAGAGUCCUUUCAACCUGACUGCGGUCAAAGAAGCUGAUCCCUACUUGGAGAAAUAUUUCAAUGGGGUCAGCUUGCUUGGGAGUUUUAAUGGUGCAAUCAAUUGGAGUGAUCCAGGAUACGGUUCUACCUUCUCUGAGGGGCAAAGUCUGGACUGGUGGAAGAAGAUACUCAUGAAACCAAGCCAAAUGCUCAAUUUAUGCAUUAUGAAAGGUUCCUGGUGUUUGGCAGCUUUAAAGCCGGUUGUGACCAACAUCGGUCACUGCACAACAUUCAAUUGGAAUGCUUCUGAUGUUGCCAAAGUGAGAGUGACAGGCUUCGAUAAUAACCUCAUCAUAUUUGCAAACAUCCAUCAUGAUAUAUAUGUGCUUGGUUCACAGAUGGCAGCUGGACUGAGGGUGAUCCUGCACGACCCCCGCAUCCACCCAGACGUUGCGACAUCUUCGUUUUUGGCAGCUCCGGGUACAUCUACGUACGCAGCCGUGAAAAGAUCUACGUUCAAAUACCUACCUGCACCCUAUACAUCCUUCGAGAAUAAGACAUGUGUGGACACUUUGUCUCCGACGUUCAAUAACACUCUGGAAUAUCACGACAUCUACACGUAUGAAACCUGUCUCCAGGAAUGCUUUACAAGGAUUACUUUUAACAAGUGCGGAUGUGUCAAGCCUUCGUAUGAUGGAACCAUGGGAAAGAUAUGCUCUAUUAUUGAAGCUAACACUUGUUAUGAGCCAACAUUUGGUUCCAUCUCGCAAGACCCAGAUGUACAUACAGAAUGUGGUUGUCGAAUCCCAUGUACCUUUGAUACAUACGAGACAAAGGUGUCAUCUUCUAAAUUUCCAUCCAACGUCUCAAUACAGUACAUAAUUGACCUCGGUGUCCCCGUGGACGAAGCCUUCAUGAGAGACAACUAUUUGGAAAUCAGAAUCUACUAUGAAAACCUCAUGCUCCAGGUAACUGAACAAAUCCCCCAGUACACUACAGAGACCAUGACAGGAAACCUGGGAGGUCAGAUGGGCAUCUGUCUCGGAGCCAGCAUCCUGACUCUCACAGAACUCGGAGAGUUCCUCCUCCUGCUCUGCUUGUUUAUCUUCAAAAGAAUUAAGACCGGUGGAGAACUAAAGCGCAUCAAACCUAACAAGAACUGA